GUGACAAUUCGUGGUUGAAAAGUUUUCGUGCUAGCAGUGUUGUUAUUUUUCUGACUCAUAGCUAUCUAGCUUGUUCCUGUGAAAUCUGCUUAUUCGGGAUACCAAAGGGAGCGAUGGGGAGUGAGCCAGGUCCAGUCCAGAUUGUGACAGUGUGCAAGGAGGAUCACUCCUUUGCCUUGGACACAGAGGCUUUAGGACGGGUUCUGCUUGCACCGGAGGUCCGGGACAAACAUGUGGUGGUGCUCUCAGUGGCCGGGGCCUUCCGGAAAGGCAAGAGCUUCAUUCUGGACUUCAUGCUCCGCUACAUGUACAGGAAGAAGCAUGGUGAGGAGUGGCUGGGUCAGGAGGAUGAGCCCCUGACUGGGUUCAAAUGGAGGGGGGGCUCAGAGCCAGAGACUACCGGCAUCCAGCUGUGGAGUGAGGUCUUCCUGGUGGAGAAGAGCAAUGGGACGGAGGUGGCAGUAUUAUUGAUGGACACCCAGGGCGCAUUUGACAACCAGUCCACCGUAAAGGAUUGUGCCACAAUCUUUGCCCUCAGUACCAUGACCAGCUCAAUACAGAUCUACAACCUUUCACAGAACAUUCAGGAAGAUGAUCUGCAGCAGCUGCAGCUGUUCACAGAGUAUGGACGCCUCGCCAUGGAUGAAAUCUUCCUGAAGCCAUUUCAGUCUCUGAUGUUCCUAAUCAGGGACUGGAGCUUUCCCUAUGAAUAUAAAUAUGGUCUGAAGGGAGGCAGUGAGUUCCUUGAUAAACGUCUACAGGUGAAGGAGACCCAGCAUGAGGAACUACAGACAGUGAGAGAACACAUUCAUUCCUGCUUCACCUCCAUCAACUGUUUCCUGCUACCACAUCCUGGGUUGAAGGUGGCCACCAGCCCCGCUUUCAAGGGCCAGCUUAGUGAUGUGGCUCCAGAGUUUAAAGAGGAGCUACGCAAUCUCAUCCCCACACUGCUGCAUCCGGACAGCCUGGCUGAGAAAGAGAUCAAUGGCAACAAAGUCACCUGCAGGGGCCUGCUGGAGUUCUUCAAGGCGUACAUCAAGAUCUACCAGGGUGAAGACCUGCCACACCCAAAGUCCAUGCUGCUGGCCACAGCAGAGGCCAACAACCUGGCAGCCGUGGCAGCAGCCAAAGACCAGUAUUACAAGAACAUGGAGAAGGUCUGCGGGGGAGACCUUCCCUAUGUGGCUCCUGCCUCUCUGGAGGAGAAGCACCACUUCUUCCUCCGGGAGUCCCUCCAUGUCUUCUCCUCCACCAAAAAGAUGGGAGGGCAGGAGUUCUGUGACCGCUACCAAGACCAGCUGGAGGCUGAGUUGGUAGAGCUGUGGCAGUCUUUCAGAAAGCACAAUGAGUCAAAGAAUGUCUUCACUGCAUUCCGGACGCCUGCAGUGCUGUUUGUCCUUGUGUGCUUCCUGUACGUACUGUCAGGGCUGUUGCUCUUCAUCGGCCUGGCUACCAUUGCUUUUGCAUGUGACUGUGUCUUGGGCCUGGCCAUGGUCGCCAUGCUCACCUGGGCCUUCAUACGCUAUUCGGGAAAAUACCGGGGGCUGGGGGGAGCCAUCGACCAGACGGCAGGCGUCAUACUGCAGCAGGCCACUGUGGUGUUGAAUAAGUCAAGGCCAGCAGUGGCUAAGAUGAAGAAAUCCAGCUAGAUGGCCUCUUUAUCUCAUUGCAAUACAACAUGCACACAUCCCAGCACUAAAGCCUUACAAUGCUAUCACAUGGAACCAACAUAUAGCACUCCAACACCAACACAUGAUUACAACGGCAGUGGGAGGUCAACACGAUGCACAUUCACCAGCAUCUUUAUUAUUAUUAUUUUUUGUUACAUUUUAGUCAUUUAGCAGACGUUCUUAUCCAGAGCGACUUACAGUUAGU
Molecule: messenger RNA, 1875 nt
Organism: Coregonus clupeaformis (lake whitefish)
Lineage: Eukaryota; Metazoa; Chordata; Actinopteri; Salmoniformes; Salmonidae
Product: atlastin-3
Exons: 14
Coding region: 114-1649 (511 amino acids)
Biological process (GO): endoplasmic reticulum organization; protein homooligomerization
Molecular function (GO): GTPase activity; GTP binding
Source: RefSeq, a predicted model, not a curated record